CCGGCUGGCUGCAGCUGGGACGGGAGGAGCCUGGGCGCGGGCCGCCGGGCGGAGCCCGUAACUCCCACAGCGUGGAGCUCCUGACCACGCCCUCGCAAGUUGUAUUACGUACUUUCACCUCCUGACCUUUGAGGACGGAGAAUUCGGGAGCUUGAGGAAAAUCAUUUUCCAUUCUCAGCUAUGGAGGAAAAAGAUGGUCCUCUGCGGCCGCGGCAACACCUCUAAAUCUUACUUUCUCACUCCUGUCUUCAAAUUCUGAAUCUUCUCCCUUUUGUUUCUCCUCUCUUGGGGGUUUGCAAGGAUUGACUGCAGUUCUGGACAAAGUUUCUUCUGUAGGUUUGAGUCAACACCUGUCACCCAUCUUGGUAAUAACAGGUUGGAUCCCUAAAGCUGCGGGGAGAAAGAUCAGGAAAACUUCAGGAUAAAGAAGUGUUUGGAGAACUUACUUCAUAAUCACAAAAGGAGAACUCCCAAGACUGCAAAGCGAAGAAACUGCAUCAGAUAUGGCAGAAGUGAAGCCAAUGUUCCGGGAAGUUCUUCCAAAACAAGGGCAGUUGUCUGUGGAAGAUAUAACCACAAUGGUGCUGUGUAAACCCAAACUUUUACCCUUAAAGUCUCUGACUCUGGAAAAACUGGAGAAAAUGCAGCAAGCAGCACAGGAUGCAAUUCGCCAACAAGAAACGGCAGAAAAGGAACAACAACAAGUAACUCAGUGAAUGAUAACUUAGGACUUCUGCAGAACACCCUACCAUACUAUUAACAAUAACUAGAAAAUAAUCUGCAUCAGUAUGCUGAAAGCAGUAUGUGUUAAUACAGCAGAUAGUAUUCAUAUAAAUAAUAUAAAAAUACUCAAGACUAAUAAAACUUGUGCUGUGAAUUUAAA
Vicugna pacos (alpaca) is the source of this 883-nucleotide messenger RNA. The record is from RefSeq and is a predicted model, not a curated record. NCBI's taxonomy places the organism in Eukaryota, Metazoa, Chordata, Mammalia, Artiodactyla, Camelidae.